GUUUUUUCCAUAUGGAUCAGAUGCAAAUGAUACUAUAUUAAUGAAGGAUGAUGACAUAAGUACAACUGAGGAUAUAGCACUCGGUCAGGGUUUUAAGUACUACAGUUCUCAAAGGGACAAUAUCAUAGUGAACGAUAACGGAGUCAUGUAUCUGGAAAGUAGCGUAGCCAUUGAAGCCCGUCGAGUCCAGCCACAGCCCGUGCUUCUGCAGGGUUCAGAAUAUUCCCUCAUUACACCAUACUGGGCAGACACUGAUCCGACUUUGGAUGGCGCCAGCGUAUCUUACCGAAGCGUAUCGCGUGAGGGUAGCGGUGGCGAUGAGGCAUUUGGUAUGGCUGAUGAUAUCGUGAGGACGUCGUACAUGGAGUUGCAGAAUUUCGAGACUUCCUGGUUAUUCGUCGUGACAUUCGAUGAAUUAGGAUUUUAUAAUCCACUAUCUGUUGAUGAGAUGUAUACACAUCUACGAAACUCAUAUCAAGUUGUAUUGCUUACCGAUGGGGAGCUUUCAUUCUGCAUAUUCAACUACGGAAGCCUUACCUGGACAACAGGUUGGCUACAAGACAUGUUGGAUGAGAACGGGAAUCCAGUGUUUGAAGCAAGUGAUGGACAAGAAGGAAUUUAUCCAGCUCAGGCUGGUUUUAGUGCUGGUGAUAAUUCGAAUUAUUACCACCUGGAGGGAUCUAAUACCCAAGAAAUCAUUAAUAUUAAUCGAAAGAGUAACAUAAACGUUCCUGGGAGAUUCAUCUUUAGAAUUGACGGAGCAACAAUAACAGAACCAUUCAUCCCUAUAUCAGCAUUGUUCCUUCCCUAUGGCCCAGGGAUGGGUGAUGCGAGGAUAGAGAAUCAGAACGAUAUCAACACACCUGAUAUUCUGACGGGACAAGGAUUUAAAUUCUAUGGAUCAGUGAGGGAUACUCUGAGAGUGAAUGACAACGGUGUUAUUUUCUUUGGACAAGAUGAGCCCAACAUCAAUGCCUCCAUCCCACUGGUCGACGUUCCUUUUAUCGCUCCAUUCUGGGCAGACGUAGACAUAACCAGUGACCGUGGCAUAAUUUACUACCGUAAUGUUUCCCGCGUCAAUAGUAGUGAUAGUGCAUUCGAACGGGCUGAAGCCUCUGUGAGGACAUCAUCUAUGGAACUCCAGAAUUUUCAAUCUUCCUGGAUGUUCAUAGUGACAUGGGAAAGUGUGUCAUAUUAUCAAGAUCCCGUUGAUAACCAGUAUGAUCGUCUGAGGAACUCGUUUCAGACAGUCUUACUAACUGAUGGGAGUAUAUCAUUGAGUCUGUUCAUAUACGGUGAUAUCACAUGGACGACUGGUGUCAAUCAAGGUGGCAAUGCUUCAGGUCUUGGCGGGAAUGAAGCUCAGGUUGGUUUCAAUGCUGGUGAUGGGGUGAAAUCGCAUGUCUUAGAUGGAUCUUAUACUCCAGAUGUAUUGAAUAUCGACAACAGAACCAACAUUGGAAUUCCUGGCAUAUUCAUAUUCAGAAUAGACACAGAGAAUAUUGCACAAUCCCGUUGUAAAUCCUUCGGUAAAUUAUCGAUAAAUCCAUCGAUUGGGAGUACGUUAGGAGGAACUGAAGUGAUCAUUGGAGGCGCAUGUUUCAACUCUACCAGCAUCAUCAAGUGUCGCUUUGAUGAGAAAGUGAUCACUGGAAUAGUGAUUUCACCCACGUCUGCAGUGUGUGUUACUCCCACAUUCUUCAAAACUGGACGUAUCCCGCUAAAUGUUUCGGUCAAUAAUGGAUCUACGUUUGAUUUCACUGCUACUUUUACAUUGGGUAAGGAUUGGAUCAUGUAUGAGAUAGUGCAAAUCAAAUGGGAUAAGCUUAUCCCUGUAUGA
Messenger RNA from Lytechinus pictus (painted urchin), 1840 nucleotides. RefSeq names its product protein mesh-like. Bases 41 to 1840 code for a protein of 599 amino acids. Lineage: Eukaryota; Metazoa; Echinodermata; Echinoidea; Temnopleuroida; Toxopneustidae. The record is from RefSeq and is a predicted model, not a curated record. The transcript is spliced from 10 exons. Gene Ontology annotation, biological process: cell-matrix adhesion.